AACAUGAUGACAAUAACAAGGAUGUUGUCGUUACAAGGAGCCUGCCUGUUCCUGUUGAUUCGUGCCACUUCUUCAACUGCUGUAGAGUCCUGUGACUUUGAGUCGUACAGAAUUUGCGGCUACACGCAGGACAGGACGGACGACUUUGACUGGACCAGGAGAAGAGGUUCCACCACUACCAGCGGUACUGGGCCUACUGGUGAUCAUACCACUGGAUCUGGGUAUUAUAUGCACAUUGACGGUACCGGUCAGUCGUUGGGUAAAAAAGCUCGUCUGAAAUCGUCGUUGAUUUUCACGCGCGGAGCUCAAGAUUUCUGUCUGGAGUUCUACUACCACAUGUACGGUAGUACUGUAGGGACACUCAACGUGUACAGGGAUAGGUCCUACUCAAGCUACAGGGUGUGGUCAAUGUCCGGUAACCAAGGCAACGCGUGGCAGAAGGCUUCAGUCGACUUCUCCUCGUCUUCCUCAUAUUUCCAGAUCAUAUUUGAAGGAGUUCGCGGACAAUGGGACAAUAGUGACAUCGCUAUUGAUGACGUAGAGAUCAGUAACCAUGCAUGUGGCGCCGUUCCAACUGGUACGGGAGAUUGCAACUUUGAAUCGUCUGAUAUCUGUGGUUACACACAUGACCGGACACACGACUUCGACUGGCAGCGGCACCGCGGGGCUACGUCAUCCUCCGGUACGGGGCCGAGUCAGGACCACACUACAGGCACCGGCUACUACAUGUAUAUGGAAACGACACUACCAGCGACAGGAGACAAGGCACGACUAGUCUCCCCCGCCAUAGUAGGAGGCGGCGGGAAAUGUGUCCAGUUCUGGUACCACAUGUACGGAUCGCGUACGGGCACUCUGGCGGUCUUCAACAAGGUGUACGACCAGACUACCCAAGGAACGAGAGUUUGGUUGCUAUCCGGUAACCAAGGCGACGCCUGGAGACGAGCUCGAGUGACGUUAUCGCAAACUGCUGCCUAUUUUCAGCUUGUUUUCGAAGGCACAAACGGGGGAUUUUUCUCUGACAUCGCCGUUGAUGAUAUAGACGUCAGCGACGGAAGUUGCCGAGACGUAAACGAAUGUCUACAAGACGCCCAGGCCUGUUCUCCGCAUGCGCAGUGCACCAACACGGCGGACGGGUACGAGUGCACAUGUCGCCCUGGGUACUCUGGGAACGGGCAUCUUUGUGAAGGAAUGGAAGCCAGCACGCCUGUUUCUGUGAGUACUGUGAGCGGUUUGAGUACCCAGCAGACCCUGGUUGUGGUCGGCAGUGUUCUCGGGACGAUGUUAGUGGGUCUGUCAGCUGCUCUCAUCUUUACUGUCAUGCGCAACCGUCAAAAGAGCCAUGAUCUGAGAAGUAUCAUCGAGCAAAACGGAGAAGUUGCAAUGGAUGACAUAAGUGACGAGAAACUAGGCGGAUUCCAGAAUCCGUCAUAUGGGAUUCUACAGGUGACCAUAAGAAACGAUGUCAGCGACAUCUAGCGGUUUUUAUGAUCCCUCGUCACCC
Molecule: messenger RNA, 1501 nt
Organism: Branchiostoma belcheri (Belcher's lancelet)
Lineage: Eukaryota; Metazoa; Chordata; Leptocardii; Amphioxiformes; Branchiostomatidae
Product: MAM and LDL-receptor class A domain-containing protein 1-like
Exons: 12
Coding region: 4-1476 (490 amino acids)
Cellular component (GO): membrane
Molecular function (GO): calcium ion binding
Source: RefSeq, a predicted model, not a curated record